Molecule: messenger RNA, 342 nt
Organism: Macrosiphum euphorbiae (potato aphid)
Lineage: Eukaryota; Metazoa; Arthropoda; Insecta; Hemiptera; Aphididae
Source: the annotation of a GenBank genome assembly
AUGGAAAAAGAAGAGUUAAGAAAAUGUUGCCAUGAUCUACAAAACGGUCUAACUGAUGGUGAAUUAAAAGAUAUAGAUGGUUAUGAACUGUAUGAAGAAUUACUUAUUUUUUGUACUAUAAUUUCUGAAGAAACGACAGCUUUUCAAGCUCUUUCAAUACUAAAAAAAUGUUGUGGUUCUUUUCCAAAUAUUUCGAUAGCACUCCGAAUAAUACUCUCAAUUCCUUGUAAACUUACAAGCUUAGCUACUCUAUCGAUUGAACAACAAAUUACCGACUCUUUAGAUUUUAGUGAGCUGAUUGCAAUUUUUGCUGCAGCCAAAGCUAGAAAAAAACAAUUUUGA